Molecule: messenger RNA, 311 nt
Organism: Staurois parvus
Lineage: Eukaryota; Metazoa; Chordata; Amphibia; Anura; Ranidae
Source: the annotation of a GenBank genome assembly
UCUGGGACAUUCACUCCAUACAGCGGUUGAAACAUUGUAUCUAUUUGUUUCCAUAAAUGGAUCCAUUUAUGGAAACAAAUAGAUACAAUGUUUCAACCGCUGUAUGGAGGGAAUGUCCCAGAACUGUCAGAAAUAGUCUAUUUCUGACAGUUGUGGGACAUUCACUCCAUACAGCGGAUGAGGCUGUAUGGAGGGAAUGUCCCCAGAACUGUAGAGGAACUCUGCACAUACACUUUUUGCCGGCUUGGAAUUAUUUCUUAUUUUCAUCCUACUUCUUCUUCUCCUUCUUCAUCCUCUUCUUCUUCUUCUGA